AUGGCCUCAGAUAUUAUGGAGGUGGCUGCUCUGGGUCGACCUUUCACUUUAGGGAUGCUUUACGAUGCCCGGAGAGACAGACUUAUCCCAGGUGUGAAGCUGUGGGAUGACAGCAGUCAAGAAGAAAGAACAGAAGAGCAGGACCAGCCUAGUACUUACUUGAAUGUCAUUAAAUCUGAUUCUUUUAAAUCCAAGUCCUCUCUGCUGGAUGUUGAUUCUUCCAUGAAGCUCAGUGUCCUGUCUGGAAUGGUUAAAGUUGGAGGAUCAGCCAGGUACCUGCUUAAUAAGAAGAAGUUUCAACAUCAGAGUCGAGUCACACUUCACUACAAAGCUACCACCAAAUUCAAACAGCUGACACUGAAUCCUCAGAAAAUCAAGAACAUUAAACUAACAGAUAAUUUGAGGAGUUUGGCAACACAUGUAGUCACAGGAAUCCUUUAUGGAACAAAUGCUUUCGUUGUGUUUGACAGUGAGAAGUUGGAUGCUAGCAGCAUUCAGGACACCCAGGCUAGUAUGGAAACUGUGAUAAACAAGAUCCCCUCAUUUAAUGUUAAUGGGAAAGUUGACAUCAAGCUGAGUAAUAAAGAAAAAGCUGUGACUGAUAAAUUCACCUGCCAAUUCUAUGGAGACUUCAUUCUUGAAAGCAACCCUGUAACAUUUGAAGAUGCAGUGAAGACAGUCAACCAACUUCCAAAACUACUGGGAGAAAACAAAGAAAAUGGUGUCCCACUGAAGGUCACACUGAUGCCACUGAAGGAUUUGCAUCUCAAAGCCAAGGUGAGGAUUGAAGAGAUCAAUCCUGGACUUGUUAGAAAGGCUGAAGAUAUCCUACAGGAUCUCCAUAAUGUGGAAAUAAGAUGCAAUGAUCUGCUGGAGGACAUAGUGGUGAGAACCUUUCCACAGAUACAAGAAAAGUUGAUCAGAUUCAAGAAGCUCUGCGAGUAUUACAGAUCUUCACUCCAGCAGACAAUGGCUGAGAGACUUCUCUCCAUCAGGGAAGGUAAAGAGGAUACGCAGAAAUUAGUGAAAGUGUUUGAUGACAGAGACAAGUCACCUUUCAGUCAGGAGAGAUUAAUCAAGUGGAUUGAAUAUCAAGAGAAAGAAAUCAACAACAUCAGCUGCAUUGUAAAAAUUCUGCAAGGAAUAAAGAUCAUCUCAGAUCAGUCCAAGCUUGACAGAGAGGUGUUUAAUACAGAAAAGGAAGUUCUCUGCUUUGCUUUCACCUCCCUGAAAUCCACUCACCCAUAUCUGCAGAACAUGUCUGACUACUUGGAUAAAAUGAAACUGGGCAGUGGUAACACUCCACCUGCCCAGGAUCAAUGGUAUUUCUCUGAUGGUGUAAGAGCCAAAAUGAUUAAAAAAGCAAAACUUCUGAAGGAUAGCAGCAGAUUUUAUCGCCUUGUAGCAGCCAUUGGAAAUGACAAAUACGAAGGAGCAAGUAUCUACCACUACAGGAACACUGACCUGGUCACUGAUGAUUUCUUGGGGCCUGCUAUCAAUGAGGUGGAAACUACCUCCACAGUUAAAGAGGACCAUCCCAUGUUUUCGCAUAAGAUGCAGUGA
Messenger RNA from Pundamilia nyererei, 1563 nucleotides. Its product is annotated as neoverrucotoxin subunit beta-like. The record is from RefSeq and is a predicted model, not a curated record. The transcript is spliced from 3 exons. The coding region runs from base 1 to 1563 and encodes 520 amino acids. NCBI's taxonomy places the organism in Eukaryota, Metazoa, Chordata, Actinopteri, Cichliformes, Cichlidae.